CCAAAACCCAUCACCACCUUCACUCUCCCCCAAUCUUUUCCACCCUCCCCAACCCAUUUCCACCUCAUUCCUCCGGGGAUCAUAAUAAACCAAAAUGCCCCGCGCCCUCAAACACCACGAGAAAAAACUCCUCCGCAAAGUCGACUUCCACACCUACAAAUCCGACAACAACCACCGAGAAUCACAAAUCCGCACGCGCUACCACCUACAAGACCCCCUCGACUACCGCAAAUACAACCAGCUAUGCGGAUCCCUCCGCCAACUGGCCCACAAGCUAUCCGAACUGGACCCUGAGAGCGAUCCCGUACGCAAGAAGUUGGAGUCCGAGGUGCUGGAUAAGUUGUUCCGCAUGGGGAUUUUGAAGCAAAGUCGGGAACAAGGGGCGGGACUUUCGAGAGUUGAGAGGGAGGUUACGGUUAGUGCGUUUUGUCGCAGGAGGUUGGCGGUGUGGAUGGCCAGGAGUGGGAUGGUGGAGAAUGUUAAAACGGCUGUUACCUUCAUCGAGCAGGGUCAUGUUCGCGUCGGAACGGAGGUCGUCACGGAUCCGGCGUACCUUGUUACGAGGAAUCUGGAGGAUUUCGUGACUUGGGUGGACUCGUCGAAGAUUAAGAGGAGUAUUAUGCAAUAUCGUGAUAAUUUGGAUGAUUUUGAUAUGUUGUGAUACCUCUCUUAUCUAUUUCAUGUUAUUUUUAUUCUGUGUGUGUGUGUGUGUGUGUUGUGUGUGUGAUUUUGGGGUUUGGUUUGGAGUUCUAUGGAAAAGUCACUUGUGUUUUGUGAAAUAUACUACUAUAUUACUAUGUUAUGCGUGUGCUGUGUUGAAUAGUGCAUAUGCAUACUGGUCAUGGUGUUGGUAUGAUUCGUAU
Molecule: messenger RNA, 863 nt
Organism: Aspergillus eucalypticola CBS 122712
Lineage: Eukaryota; Fungi; Ascomycota; Eurotiomycetes; Eurotiales; Aspergillaceae
Product: snoRNA-binding rRNA-processing protein IMP3
Exons: 2
Coding region: 95-661 (188 amino acids)
Biological process (GO): rRNA processing
Cellular component (GO): small ribosomal subunit; Mpp10 complex; small-subunit processome
Molecular function (GO): structural constituent of ribosome; rRNA binding; snoRNA binding
Source: RefSeq, a predicted model, not a curated record